AGAGGUGAACAUUGAAAUAGAGACCCCCUGUGACUUGUGAAGAUGACUGCUGUUUCUGUCCCGCUUAUACCUGUAUGACUGAACAGUAUUACUAAGUUUUCUGCAUUGUUCAAAUGUGUUCUGUCAGAAUAUGUUGCAGUUCAAGCAAAGGGCCAGGUCUUCUCCAUUGACCUAUUAUGGGAACAUCCCAGUCGGACAGCAUGGAGCAAACAAUGACAGACGAUGCAUGGGAAGGGACUCCAAUUUUCACUGGAAGUCUGAGGCCAAUUACAUUUACUACAUUGCGGAUGAAGAUGAUGAUGUAGAGGAACUGAGGUGGUCAGAAAGAGAAGAAGAAAGGCUAGAUGGAUGGAAGAAACAAUUUAUUGCAGCACAUUUAGACGGUAACUUCUACGAAGAUGAUCAGGAAAGCUACUUAUUGUCACCUUCGCAUUUUGGGAAUGUAAGGAGCAAUUUGUUGAACAUAAACGUAGGAGGAACCAGCUUUCAAAUCUCUUACACAAUAGCAGCCAGCUAUCCAAAGACACGUAUAGGUCGAUUGGCUACAUACACAGACUGCCAACGUAAGUUAGAUUUGUGUGAUGAUUAUAGUCCGGCGGAAGAUGUCUACUUUUUUGAUCGGGAUCCUGCUGUAUUUGAGCACAUCUAUAAUUUCUAUCGUACCGGGGUCUUGUGGAUAAGAGAUGAAUUGUGCCCCAGAAGUUUUCUGGAGGAAAUCAACUACUGGGGGGUAAGGAUCAAGCAUACGCCACGUUGUUGCCGAAUCUCAUUUGAAGAGAGGCAAGAUGAGCUGAAUGAGCAACUAAAGAUCCAAAAGGAGCUGAGAGCUGAAAUGGAAACAGAGGAAAAUGAGGAACUUUUCCGAGGGAUGCUCUAUGGCAACAUGAGGUGUCGAAUCUGGAACCUUAUGGAAAAACCCUUUUCAUCAAUCACAGCAAAGGCAAUGGCCGUAGCAUCCAGUUUUUUUGUUCUUAUAUCUGUUGUGGCAAUGACACUAAACACUGUAGAAGACAUGCAGUAUAAAAAUGCGUCUGGCCUUCCCAGUGGCAGGCCCUAUCUUGAACACGUAGAGACAGUGUGCAUCACCUUCUUUACUUUGGAGUAUAUACUACGACUCAUUUCCUCCCCAGACCCACGCAGAUUUAUACGCAGCGUCCUUAAUGCUGUAGACAUGAUCGCCAUAUUACCACUUUACUUACAGCUGCUUCUUGAGAAGUUUGCUGAUGAGGAUGAAAAUGGUAAAAGGUCCAGUCACGAACAAGAGAUUGAAGCAGUAGUGCGAGUUGGAAAACUCGGUCAAGUUCUAAGGAUCAUGAGGCUCAUGCGUAUAUUUCGUAUCUUGAAACUGGCACGACAUUCCACUGGGCUUAGGGCUUUUGGAUUUACUCUCCGACAGUGCUAUCAGCAGGUUGGGUGCCUGCUUCUUUUCAUUGCCAUGGGCAUUUUCUCUUUUUCUGCAAUGGUAUAUACAGUGGAGCAUGAUGUGGCUGGCACCAACUUCACCAGCAUUCCUCACGCCUGGUGGUGGGCAGCAGUCAGCAUCUCCACCGUAGGAUAUGGAGACACAUAUCCGGAAACCCACCUUGGGCGACUGUUCGCUUUCCUCUGCAUUGCUUUUGGGAUCAUUCUAAAUGGGAUGCCUAUCUCAAUCUUAUAUAACAAGUUUUCUGACUAUUACAGCAAGCUAAAGUCUUAUGAAUAUACAACCAUACGGAAGAAAAGAGGAAAAGUAGAUUUUACUGGCAGAGCUAUGAAGAAGAUGUCAGAGUGUUGCACUAGCACAUCAACACAACCUCUUCCUGGCCACAGUCAUUGAUGACACCUUCUAGCAAGACUGCAAAAGACAGGCUAUAUGUAACGAUUAUAUCUAUAUACUGUAUAUGCUACUUAGUACAACUGUAAAUUAUGUACACAAAUUAGCUAAUAAAGGCCAGUUGAUAAUACAUGAUAUAUUUUGGUGACAUUUUGCUUAAUUAUAUUAUGUGCUUGUUUUCAGGCCUACAUGUCAA
Messenger RNA from Spea bombifrons (plains spadefoot toad), 2009 nucleotides. It is a transcript of the gene KCNV2, whose product is annotated as potassium voltage-gated channel modifier subfamily V member 2. The record is from RefSeq and is a predicted model, not a curated record. The coding region runs from base 131 to 1816 and encodes 561 amino acids. Gene Ontology annotation, molecular function: voltage-gated potassium channel activity. Gene Ontology annotation, cellular component: membrane; voltage-gated potassium channel complex. Gene Ontology annotation, biological process: potassium ion transmembrane transport; protein homooligomerization. The transcript has 2 exons. NCBI's taxonomy places the organism in Eukaryota, Metazoa, Chordata, Amphibia, Anura, Pelobatidae.